CGUUUUUGCUUUGACAGCAGCAGCAGGAGCAUGCUUCUUCGUUCAGUGGCUGUUUUGUUGUUGUUGGCGUCAUUCACGCACAAACCAACCCUCUGUCUCUGUUAGCUCAUCCAUCAGCAUCAGCGCAGCACCAUGUCUGACCACGGCAAGUUUGCCACGUCUGCGAUCCACGCUGGGCAGGAGCCCGAGAAGUGGAAGUCGUGGGCCGUGUGCCCUCCCAUCUCCCUGGCGACGACCUUCAAGCAGCCUGAUCCGGGAGUGACCAAGUCUGGCUUCGAGUACUCGCGCGGCGGCAACCCCACCCGCAACUCGCUCGAGGAGGCCUUUGCCGCCAUAUGUCAUGGCAAGAAGGCUCUUGUGUGGGCCUCUGGUCUUGCCGGCACCAACGCGGUGCUCCAGCUCCUCCGCCCAAAUGACCACGUCCUUGCCAUUGAUGACCUCUACGGCGGCACCAACCGGUUGUUGCGCCGUCUUGGCGAGCCCAUGGGCAUCCAGGCCGACUUUGUUCCCACCGCCAACGUGGAUAAGUUUGCCGACUCCAUGAAGCCUAACACCAAGCUUGUGUGGAUUGAGUCGCCAACCAACCCGCUGCUGCAGAUCACGGACAUCCGCGCGGUUGUGAAGCAGGUCAAGGCGAAGAACAAGGACUGCAUCAUCGUUGUCGACAACACGUUCAUGUCGGCAUACUUCCAGCGCCCGCUUGACCUCGGCGCUGACAUUGAGUUUGCCUCUGUCACCAAGUACUACAACGGCCACUCUGACGUGCUCAUGGGUGUGACCAUCACCAACAACGCCGACCUGGCCGAGCGGCUGCAGUUUAUCCAGUUUGCUGCGGGUGCCGUGCCGGGCCCCUUUGACUGCUACCUGGUCAACCGUGGCCUCAAGACGCUGCACGUGCGCAUGGCUGCACACGCCAAGAACGCCAUCCGCGUUGCCCGCUACCUCGAGGCACACCCGAAGGUGCGGCAAGUGAUCUACCCUGGCCUUGAGUCGCACCCUGGGCACGAGAUUGCCAAACGCCAGUGCCACGGCUUCAGCGGCAUGGUCACCUUCCGCAUCCGCGGUGACAUUGAGGCCUCCCGCACCUUCCUCAAGUCCAUCAAGGUGUUCACGCUCGCGGAGAGCCUUGGCGCCGUGGAGUCGCUGGCUGAGCUGCCGUGCAUCAUGACGCACGCGUCUGUCCCCGCUGAGCAGCGUGCCCAGCUCGGCAUCACGGACGACCUGAUUCGGCUCUCGGUCGGCAUUGAGGACAUUGAGGAUCUCAUCACCGACCUGCAGCAGGCCCUCAAUGCUGCCGUCCCGGGCUACGAGGCGACGCCUGCUGUUGGCGAGUUCAUCACCGAGGACGCUGCCAAGACGAGCGCUGUGUCGAAGCAGCCCGCGACCACCGCCGCCCCGGGCAACAUGACGCCACGCACGCCCAAGGUCAACUCUGUUUCCUCUGGUGUUGCCACGCCAACGCGCAGUGCUGCUGGCUACAACGCCCCAACCACCUCUCGCCUGGCUGAGUCACCUGCGCGCUACGAGGGCUCCCGCCCCCCUUCGCGCCACCCGCCUGGCGGCCAGUCCACCAUCACUUUUGGCUAAGCAAUGUAGCCCUUGCUGGCACGCGUGAUGUGACCUGACCUGACGACCCACACAAGGUGUUUUCUCUCUCUCUCCCACACCCAUCCCUUUUGGUUUGAUUCGCCCUGUUCCUCUCUCUCUCUCUCUCGCUGUUGUGGCGAUCAUGUGGAGACACAACACAAGCUGAUACGAUACACCACGCUUGUCACGUCACCCUUUGCCAUACGCCCACCCACAAUGAAGCUCGCAAGCAAAGCAA
Salpingoeca rosetta is the source of this 1825-nucleotide messenger RNA. RefSeq names its product cystathionine gamma-lyase. The transcript is spliced from 9 exons. Gene Ontology annotation, biological process: transsulfuration. NCBI's taxonomy places the organism in Eukaryota, Choanoflagellata, Craspedida, Salpingoecidae. The record is from RefSeq and is a predicted model, not a curated record. Gene Ontology annotation, cellular component: cytoplasm. Gene Ontology annotation, molecular function: cystathionine gamma-lyase activity; pyridoxal phosphate binding. Bases 133 to 1587 code for a protein of 484 amino acids.